AUGAACGACUCCUCCGGGCGAGAGAUUAUCACUCUCCAGGUCGGGCGAUACGCGAAUUUCGUGGGGACACAUUUCUGGAACUUCCAGGACGAGCUCUUGCUGCUGGCGAGCCGGGGGGGCGUAGUGGAUACCCCGUACGAGCAUGGCGUGUUGCACCGCCAGGCGGCCGAGCGGUCUCGCGGAGGAGGCGGCGGUGGAAGUGGGGAGCGGACGCCAAGGCUGGUGGCCUUCGACACGAGGGAUGCCCUCGGGUCCUUGAAUCCAUUGGGUCUGGUGGGCGGGGGAGGGGCGCGCUCAACGGCGACAGCGGAGGUGGCGCAACCUUCAUGGGCGGGUGGGGUAUCGGUGUUCCGACAGCCGUCCCUUGAAAGAAAUGCCCUUCAUGAGUACCUCGACAACGAAGAUGCCGCUGCCAACGCCGUCGCCGCUGGAGGGGGCUCCGCAACAGAGGGGGGGUGGUGGGGUGGGGGUGUAAGCAGUGAAAAGGAGGAGGACGAGGACAAGGACGAGGAGAUGGAGGAGGCGAGGGCCACGGGUGACGUCACUCGGUUGACGAAGCACCCCUUCGGCCUUGACGACACGGUCACGUCAUGGCCUGACUUUCUCAAGUCACGGCUGCAUCCGAGGGCGUUGCAAGAGCUCCCCUUCCGAGAUGAAUCGAGCGAUUUCGGUCUCUAUGCCUCCGGAGGGGGGGGCGGGGGUGGCAGCAGAAGCAGCGCUCUGGGCGAAAGUGACCGGGAGCAAUUCUCGGACGCCCUCAGGCAGCAGCUGGAGGAGUGUGACGCUGCCCAGGGCACGCAGACUUUGGUGGACCUAGAGGGCGGCUGGUCCGGCCUAGGCUCGGCGCUGGCUCUUGAGCUCCAGGAGGAGUGUCGCAACCGCCCAAGGGUCUGCUACUCGCUUCUAAGACAAAAAUAUGCUCCUGCUGGACCCGGCUGCCACGCGCCUGGCGCGAUGGUGACGGCGGCGGCGGUUGGGGCGGGGGGGGCGGCGCGAUCGGCCGUCAACCUAGCGUUGGGUUUGCAUGGUUUGAACGAGGCGUUCUCGUUAUCCUUCGUGCUUGACGAGGAGGCGUGUAACGCAGAGACUUCGCCACAUAUGGCCAUCGAUCCCAGUAACGCUUACCACACCAGCGCAGUCCUCGGAGCCGCGAUAGACGUCGCCACAUCCCCAAUGCGUUUCUCCUCUACGGGUCUCGAUGCUUGGGCUAGCGGCCGCGGCGGCGGUGUCGGAGGCGUCCCUAUUGCGGGAGGCGGGGGUGCUUUCGGGGACGGGGGACGAGCUCCCCCCCCAGGCGCCGACAUGACUCUCGCUACUCUUUCGGCGUGGCUCCCGCUACCCCACCCCGAUGCCUCCGCCGAAACCCUGUCGCGGCUGCUCUCCGAGCACGCCGCUUCUUCUCGAGACGCUGGCAGCAGCGAUGAACCUUCUGUGGCGCCGUCGGCUUCGAAGAUGGUGUCCCUGGGUCCAGUCGCGAGAAGACAUCGCGGAAACCUUCGCCGGGGAAGGGGGAAGUUGCUGGUGCCGCCGUCUGCCGCGGGGGGGGAGCGUGUUUCCAGGGUUUACUCCAGGAAGACCGUCUUGAGAGGGUGCACUGCCCCUCGAGAUAAGCAGCUUCACGCCCUUGAAGAGGUCCUUGGCCGCUCUACGGUGGGGUCCGGCUGUUGCUACUCGGUAUCCACCCCCCUCCCGAUCCCGAUCACGUACCCCCUCAUCUUCCGUGAGUCGUUGGGCCUUAGGGGCGAACUUAUGCCGUCGGCAGGGGCAUCACGAGCUGCUGAGUCGACUUCGGGUGGGGCCAGCGGUAAGGGAGGAGGCGGAAGAGGCGCGAUCACUUCAGGAGAACUGCGGGUCAUGUGCGACCAGAUUUCUGGGGUAGCGUGUGCCGAGCGGGAUUCUCGCAUGGGGAGCUUCAUCUCGCAGGUUGCGGUAGGGUUGGACGUGAGGCGAGGGGGCGUACUGCUCGAGCUAGAGAAGAAUGACAUGCAUAAGGACGACGCCAUCGAAGUGUUGGAGAACCUGACUACUUUGGCGGAGAGCUACGGCUACUCCAAAGACGGAGACGAAGAGGAGGACACGCGUUAGAGUUGGUUAUUACGUUGUAGGCGUGCUUUGUUGCCGAUGAUUACUUCCUGAUAGGGCCGUCGCCAGGGAAGAGGGGGUGGAGAGAGGAGGAGAGUUAUCCCAAACCACAGCGGCUCUCCGCUUGCCUUUUCCCGGCAGAUGCAUGAGAGCCGACCGUUGAUCGUAUCGAGGCUUGGUGCGGCAACCGUCGGGGGAAGGAUACCUAUUCCCUUACCUGCCGCUGGUGCUUAGUUUUACACCUUUUCGAGACCGGCGGGGCUCACUGCGGUUGUGGCGAUGAAAGUAUUGAAGCUUGCUGUUAGCGACUUAGCUGCCAGUCAUCUACUGUAGAUUCCCUGAUGCACUGCUGCUGUUGUCGGAGUGGUAUCGCGACGGGGUUGAUUUCGAGGAAAUCGUUUAGAAGAAUGCACGACCGUCCGGGUUUCUGUUACGUAUCGGAUGCUGCGACAAUGUCGUUUGCUCGGCGUGAAGACGUACGCAUUCCCCAUCCAAAAAAAAACUCGAUUGGUGUAGCUCAGGAGUGUGAGGCAGAGGUGAGACGGAGGAGGAUCUGACUCCCUGGCUCACAGCACACCGUACUUCCUGGAGGUGGAAAAGACGAGAACAUGACCGGCUUGGCUUGGCGGGUAGUCCUUAUGAUGAAACGGCCGCGAGACUUGUAGAGAUCCAGGUAAUGAUUUCCCUCCAACAUCUGUGCUGCGGGGGAUGGGCAGAUCCAUAUGGCGUUGAGCUAAUAUAUUGAGCCUAGGUGGACCAUG
Ectocarpus siliculosus is the source of this 2843-nucleotide messenger RNA. NCBI's taxonomy places the organism in Eukaryota, Phaeophyceae, Ectocarpales, Ectocarpaceae. The record is from the annotation of a GenBank genome assembly.